Acanthochromis polyacanthus (spiny chromis) is the source of this 2763-nucleotide messenger RNA. RefSeq names its product formin-1-like. The transcript has 3 exons. The record is from RefSeq and is a predicted model, not a curated record. The coding region runs from base 850 to 1746 and encodes 298 amino acids. NCBI's taxonomy places the organism in Eukaryota, Metazoa, Chordata, Actinopteri, Pomacentridae.
GAUUUCAGUGAGAAUUGUGGGUUUUUCCUUCUUUAACUGAGGGGUACCAACAAUUUUGUCCACGUGUGUAUGUCUCCAAAGCUACAUGUUUACAACUAGACAAAAAUCUCUUCAAGUUUAUAUGGAAAAACAAACCUCAUAAAGUGAAGAAAAUAGUUCUUACCAAUCCUUUGGCUGAAGGAGGACUAAAUGUGCUUACAUUUGUUGUACUUAAAAAAUGUCGAUAGUUUUUGGAACACUAUCCCUAAUUAUCUUUUUCAGAAAAUAGGUGGCCUUAAUUUUCUCUUGAAAUGUCCCUUUCUAAUAGGAAAACUACCAAUCAAACUUGCAAACUUUCAUCAAGUUUUAUUGUGCUGGCAGCUUCUCUACAAACACAAUUACUCUCUUCACCACUGUAUCUUAUGGAACAACUCUUAUAUUAUACACAGAAAUAAGACUUUGUACUUGAACAAUUGGUUUAUGAACAAUGCAAACACUGUAAAGCAACUCUUGAAUAAUGAAUGAAAAAUUUAUGAAAACAUUAAGAAUUUUAGAAAAAUACAACUUUAUUACCCCUUCUUGACACUCUAUAUUUUUAUUUAUUUUUUCUUGUUAUGUGUUUCAUUUAUGACUGUACGAUUAUUGCAAUGUAUGUGUUUUAAGUUUACAUUUGUAUGUUGUUUCUGCUUAAAAGAAAAUAAAGGAUGUUAAAUCUUUUUAAAAAAAAAUGUCUAUGGAACGAGCAAUCUGCAAUGUAUUGUUUUUGUCGUCUUCCGGCGCAGGAGUGUGACGUAGCGCUGCAAAUAUACAAGGGAGGUGUUUAUAGUAAGUUGAGACGCUUCAGCUGCACAAUUUGUCACAAGGGAGAAGAUGCACAACUGGCAGGAGAAUGAAAUCAAAGAACUUUUGAUCAUCCGGGCCUCGGAGGCGGUCCGCAAUCAGAUCACCGGCACCGUGAAGGACUCUGCAGUUUACAACCGGAUGACCAAACUGCUUGCGGAGAAGGGGGUGUUCAGGUCACACAUGCAGGUGAUCAGCAAGCUCAAAGCGCUCCGGAAGCAGUACAGUAAGUACCACCAGCAGAAGACUCGCUGCGGUGGGGACCUCAUCGACUGGCCCUUCUACGAGCUGUGUCACCGGGCGUUCGCCAACGCUCCGGUGGGGAACCCGGUGAGGCGGCACCGGAGUCCCACGUCGUCGCCUCCGCCCCCGAAUACCGCCACGACACUGCCGCUCGCAACCUCCCCUUCACCUCCGCCGCCUCUUCCACCGCCCGCUCCGCCGCCACCCAAUGCCAGCAGGGAGGAGCACCCAGAGGUGGUGGUGAGUCUCUGGGACGAGGUGGACAACCGCGACAUGAACAAGCACCCGGGUCCAGUGGACGAGGAGGAGCAUUACAGCCCGACGGAGCACCUCCACACCAUUAACACUAAUAACGUGGCUUUCAAACCUGAAAGUGGGCUGUGGAGUUCAGAGGCAUACACGGUUCCAACAAAGAAAAAGAAAACCACCGUGAUGGAGCAAGUUUCUACUCUGGUGUCGGCGACCGUCGCCCAGCUCAGAGAAAUGGACGCCGCCAUGCAGGUGCAGGAGGAUGCCCGGCUGCAGAGGUUAAUGGACCACGAGAGGGAAAUGCAGAACAAUCUAAUGAGUCAGCUCAUCGCCAUGCAUGAACGGAUCAGUCGAGAAAACCACGAGAGACACCUGGAACUGGUGGACAGAGUAUUGUCCAGGUUCCCUUCACAGUCGGGACCUUCAGACCACUGAUGGAGUCUUCCUGGGUGGGUGAUGAGCUGACUAGUGCCUAAGCCUGUUUUGUUUUUACUGUGUUUCUCAACGUGAGGGAAAUAAUUGACUCUUGCCUUUUAACCUCAGCUCUGCCUAACUGUGGCUGCGACCGAUUCAGGAUGGAAACCAGCUCAUGGUCACACUACAGUUGGUCUGCUUGGGUUUUUUCAUUUUCACCUGUUUACUGAUUAAACCCCUAAAACCUCAUCUCUGCUGAUCAGAAUAACAUGUUAAGAUCCUUUCUUUUUUUCCUCCACUGAAAACACUAAAACUAAUUCAGCCACAAAUCAGAAAUGGAUUUUAAAGACUAAUAAUGACACAGAAAGCACCAUGUUGGAAAUUCCCAGAAUUUUUGUUACGUUUGUUGUGUUAAGCUUUGGAAGUCUUUGUUUUGUUUUGUUUUUUAAGAACGCCAUCGGUACACUGCAUUUUUAAUGGUGCUGGCUGCUUAUUUCAAUCAUGAUAUGUCGUCUAACUUAUUAAGCUCAGUGAAGGUACAUUAACCGUCUGAACACCCGAUUAUUUUCUGCUCCUGUUACAUUUUUAUAAAUUUUCAGUACAAUAUACAUCACAGGCAUGACUAGAAGGAGAGACGCUGUCUUUUCUGUGGACCUUUAUGACAUAAUUCAUAUAAAGGACAAAACAAACAUUGAAUUUCUUUUAUUUUUGCAACAGUUGAAAACCUGGAAUUAUGUACAAUAUUUUUCAAAAUAGACACUGUUAAUACUUUACUACCUGCAUUUACAAAAAAUCUCUAUAUAUUUCUAUCAGCUCUGUGUAAAGACUGCGUGCAGUUCAGUUGACAAGUCACUGAUUAAUUUCUUUUCACUUCACUGUAGGCCGCAGGUAACAAAGCCUUCCCGUUUUUUUUUGUUUGUUUUUUUUAAAUAAUUUAUUUUUUAAUUAAAUCUGGGUCAAGUAAAUGCUAUGUUUUUGGUUACCUUUUAAAUAAGACCUGUAAAAUAAAGUGAUUUUGAAGAAAUGUCCCAAUUUUAA